AUGCACCGCUCGAGCCAGGACGAUCCGGACCCCCGUCCUUCUCUCUCCUCUCCCAUCUCUCCUUCCGCUCCCUUCGUUGUCCAUAUCCAGGAUCCCUACCGUCGCCGCCCCUCCACUACCCACCUAGACGCUUACGAGGCCGAGCUCCAGACUCUAGCAUGCACCACCAGAGGUGAUCAGGAACGCGCAGACUCAAGCGAACGAUCAGCAUCUCGACGCCAAUUCCACGCUUCGUUAUCCGAAUCCGAAUCCGACGCGUACUCCUCUGCGACAGACCCCGGCACGCGACCCCUCGGCGACGCAGCGUCCUCCCACCGCGGACGUAGCACACAGAUGAAGCGCAAGAACAACACUGUUUCCAAACGUCGGUCAAAGCCCAAUCUCAGCGUUGCGACCGGCCAGAACGGGAACGCUCGCGGCGAAAUGAACUCCAACAUCGAAAUGCGCAAACGGGACACUUCCGCCGAAUCCUCCACGUCCUCGCGGGCAGAUCGCUUCAUGUCUAGAUCGAGCUUUACCCUCGAUGAAGACCCGCCGGUGACUCCCCAAACGCCUGGGCUGUCGACUACAAGCUUUACCGACCUUCCGUCUAGUGAUAAGAGAAACUUCCUGGUGCUAUGUCUGCUAUACUUCCUUCAGGGUGUUCCAAUGGGGUUGGCGACAGGAUCGGUUCCGUUCCUGCUCAAACCGUACCUUUCCUACGGGCAGAUCGGUGUCUUUUCUCUAGCUUCCUACCCUUACUCACUCAAAUUACUCUGGAGUCCUGUAGUGGACGCUGUAUGGAGUCGCCGGUUUGGCCGCCGGAAGAGCUGGAUUACCCCUGUCCAGGUCAUUGCCGGGCUCGCCAUGAUCUAUCUCGGAGGACAUAUUGAAGACAUGAUGAAGCAGGCUGGCGCCAAUGGCGGAGCUGGUGUGUGGAACUUUACGUACUGGUGGUUCCUGCUGGUGUUUUUCUGCGCCACUCAGGACAUUGCCGUGGACGGGUGGGCGAUUACUCUCAUGUCGCCGCCGAACAUUUCCUACGCUUCUACUGCGCAGACUGUCGGCUUGACGGCUGGUCACUUCUUGUCGUACACGGUCUUCCUCGCGUUCAACUCGAAGGACUUUGCAAACCGGUGGUUCCGGACUGUUCCCGCCGACGAUGGCCUUCUUUCUCUCGGCACGUACCUCACAAUCUGGGGUUGGGCGUACCUAGUCGUUACCACAUGCCUAGCUGUCAUGAAAAAAGAAGAUCAGGUCUCGGAGCGCGACAGUAUCUCAGCCGUUUACCGCAGCAUGUGGCGUGUGCUGAAGCUCAAGAAUGUUCAGACGAUUAUCUUGGUACAUCUGAUUGCUAAGAUCGGCUUCCAGGCCAACGACGGAGUGACCAGUUUGAAGCUUCUGGACAAGGGUUUUGGCCAGGACAACAUGGCUCUGGUUGUUCUCAUUGACUUUCCAUUCGAAAUCGGCCUAGGCUACUACGCCGGUAAAUGGUCGACUGAGUACACUCCGAUGCGCCUCUGGUGUUGGGCAUUCGUCGGAAGACUCGCCGCUGCUAUUCUAGCCCAGUUUACCGUCAUGAUCUACCCAGCUGCUUCGGAAGUUCCAACCUGGUACAUACUGACAGUAAUCUUCGAGCACGUCGCUUCUACAUUCAUGAACACGGUCAUGUUCGUUGCAGUGUCCGCUUUUCACGCUCGCGUUUCUGACCCUGCUAUCGGUGGUACUUACAUGACCAUGCUAGCAACAGUCUCAAACCUCGGCGGCACAUUCCCGCGCUACUUCAUCCUGAAACUCGUCGACAUGCUCACCGAAGCUACUUGCAUCCCCCCCUCGCAAACUCCCGCUCCGGAUUCCCUAAAAGGCGACCUAGUCACGUCUCCUUUCUCAUGUGCCGUCGAGCCGGAUAGGGCCCGCUGCGUUGACGGCGGUGGCACCUGCAACAUCACGCGCGACGGGUACUACUUGACGAAUAUCCUUUGCGUCCUGCUUGGAACCAUCACAUUUAUCAUGUUUAUAAAGCCAGCUGUUCUGAAGUUGCAGGCUUUGCCGUUACGGGCUUGGAGGUUGACUCCCGGACGGGAUUGA
This is a messenger RNA of Aspergillus mulundensis, 2067 nucleotides long. RefSeq names its product SD08430p. Gene Ontology annotation, cellular component: membrane. The record is from RefSeq and is a predicted model, not a curated record. The transcript has 2 exons. The coding region runs from base 1 to 2067 and encodes 688 amino acids. Lineage: Eukaryota; Fungi; Ascomycota; Eurotiomycetes; Eurotiales; Aspergillaceae. Gene Ontology annotation, molecular function: acetyl-CoA transmembrane transporter activity.